AUGUCGCACGGCGGCGACGAUAACGCGACGGACGCGUUCGCGGCGGCCGACGUGUUCCUAGCGGGAGCGAACGCGACGCUCAGCCCGCCGCAGUACUACUCCUACUCGUACCGCGUCAUCGCGACGCUCUUCUGCUCGAUCAUCUUCUUCGUCGGCGUCGUCGGCAACGUGAUGGUCGUGCUCGUCGUCUGGCGCAGCAAGACGAUGCACACGCCGACGAACUGCUACCUGAUGUCGCUCGCCAUCGCCGACUGCAUGGUGCUUAUCUCCGCCGUGCCGUCCGUCAUCACGGGCUUCUUCCUCGUCAAGGACGCGUGGGUGUUCGGCAGCGUCGCCUGCUCGAUCUUCGUGUUCCUCAACUACCUGGGCAUUAACGCGUCGUCGCUGUCGAUCACCGCCUUCACCGUCGAGCGCUACAUCGGCAUCUGUCACCCGAUGAAGGCGCAGAUCAUGUGCACGAUGGAGCGCGCGAACAAGAUCAUUGUCGGCGUGUGGAUAUUCGCGAUGGCCUACAACAGUCCCUGGCUGCCGCUGACGCAGAUGGUCACGAACGAGUACGCCGUCGUCGGCACGGUGAGCUCGUGCGGCUUCAAGCUCGACCGCGACAUGUACACGUGGGUCUACAUGGCCGAUUUCAUUCUGUUCUACGUCGUACCGCUGCUGCUGUCCUGCGUCAUGUACGGACUCAUAGGACGCAUGCUGUUCUACAACGCGAUGCCGCAGGAGGCCUGCAUGCAGCGAACGUCGAACGGAGAGAUCUUCUAUUCUAUCUAUCUAUCUAUCUAUUUAUCUAUCUCUUCUAUC
Priapulus caudatus is the source of this 804-nucleotide messenger RNA. Its product is annotated as thyrotropin-releasing hormone receptor-like. Gene Ontology annotation, biological process: G protein-coupled receptor signaling pathway. Gene Ontology annotation, molecular function: thyrotropin-releasing hormone receptor activity. Gene Ontology annotation, cellular component: membrane. Lineage: Eukaryota; Metazoa; Priapulida; Priapulimorpha; Priapulimorphida; Priapulidae. The transcript has 2 exons. The record is from RefSeq and is a predicted model, not a curated record. The annotation marks the transcript as partial.